Messenger RNA from Perca flavescens (yellow perch), 2804 nucleotides. RefSeq names its product adhesion G-protein coupled receptor G2. Gene Ontology annotation, biological process: cell surface receptor signaling pathway; adenylate cyclase-activating G protein-coupled receptor signaling pathway. The transcript has 11 exons. Bases 177 to 1631 code for a protein of 484 amino acids. Gene Ontology annotation, cellular component: plasma membrane. The record is from RefSeq and is a predicted model, not a curated record. Lineage: Eukaryota; Metazoa; Chordata; Actinopteri; Perciformes; Percidae. Gene Ontology annotation, molecular function: G protein-coupled receptor activity.
UGUCGUCCCUCCAAACCCUACUGUCUCCUUGCAGGUGUUGCAUAUUGCAAACUUGUUAUCUUCUGCACACGCGCUGAAGAAUUCCCAAACAGCUGAUGUUGCAGGUUCAUUCACGAUGUUCCCGACAUGUGGGAGAAUAGCGCGGACACGCGCUUCACACCGCGAGCGGUAAAAUCAUGGACAAAGUGUCCGACCUGGUCACAUCCAUGACGGGGUCUUCAGCUGCAGUGACUGUGGCAGAAGGAGUUACGGGUGUCGUAGUGAGAGAAACAAAGCCCGCGGACGUACAGGAUGUCUUCAUUGCUUACAGGUCUCCAAAUGACAGCAUGAGUAUUAUUGAAAACGAAGAGACUCUGGCUACAUUUUCAAGAUCUGUCACAGUGUCAAAAGAAGCGUUCGUUAAAGCUCGUUCGAAUGUUACCAUACCAUUUGCAGGUGUUAUCCGAUUCCUCAAUCUGGCUUCGGAUAUGAAGAACAGCACUGUUUUAGGUAAUGAGGUUUUAGCUGUUGAAAUGGGAACCACUAUCACCAAUCUCACAGACAAAAUGCAGAUACAUUUUUGGAACAUGACAUACACAGGAAUUCCAUCUUGUCAUUCAUGGAAUGGUGAAGGGAGUCAACCAAACUGGACUGAUGACGGAUGUCUGACAAGACAUGAUGGACAGAACAUUUUAUGCGAGUGUUCGCAUUUGACAUUUUUUGCUGUCCUAAUGAGUCCUCUUAAUGAAACCAUAUCUACUUCUGACCUGAACAACCUCACCAUCAUCACCCAAGUUGGCUGUGGCUUGUCCAUGUUCUUCCUCUGCAUAGUCCUUUUCAUGCACUUCCUGCUGAGGAGGACCAAGGCCAGCAAUGCCACAAGGAUUCUCAUCCACCUGGUUUCAGCCAUGUUCCUGCUUAACUUCACUUUCCUAAUCAAUAACGUUGUGGCAAAUCUGAAUAGCUCUGUGGGUUGUAAGAUCAUGGCGGCUCUCAUGCACUACUUCAUGUUGGCCACUUUCACUUGGUUUGCUGUGCAGGCCUUCCACCUCUGCUUGCAGAUAUACACCGGGGGCCAGAUUGUAAUCCAUCGCUACAUACUCAAAGUCUCCAUUGUCAGUUGGUUACUACCAAGUGUAGUCGGGAUUGUACUGCUCAUUUUAGGAAAAUAUGGUGAACAAGUCAUUCACACUAGUGACAGUCAACAAACCGUGGCCAUGUGCUGGAUAACAGACAAUUUGGUGCACUACGUUGUUAACAUAGGCUACUAUGUGGUGGUCUUCAUCUUCACCUUCACUACCUUCAUCAUCAUACUGUCCUGGCUGUUCUUUCUCAAGAGAACAAGAACCGGACAAACGAGCACACAUGGCAAAAAGAUUGUAACCAUCCUGGGACUCUGUUGCAUGCUGGGUAUCACUUGGGGUUUUGCCUUCUUCGCCUACGGUGCCCUCCGGAUCCCUUCCUACUACAUUUUCACAGUCCUCAAUUCUUUCCAAGGUUUCUUCCUGUUCAUCUACUACUAUAACACCAGCCACACAGGAGAAAUAAGCAGCAGUGCGAGUGGGCAGAAAAACUCAAACAGCACCAAGACUAUUAAAACCAGCCUGAGCAGCUUUGAGAACCCCUACACCGAUCCGCCAGAAAAGAAAUAAAAAUCCCUGAAAGCCAAAUGGAGACCAAAGAGCGAUGAAAAAGGUCAGCUUGAAGUAACUUGAGACUACAAGCAAGUACUAAAAAUUAACUGUUUUAUGACUUUGUAAAAUGUAUCUUUCCUGACAUGAUAGUGUGUAUAGGGAAAUUGCUUCAAUACUACAUAUUACUCCUUGUUUAGGUUCUUAGAUCAGAAUUUGGUUUGAACAAUUUCAUUCAGUAAGGAUCAUAAAAGGGUGUGUCAUGCGGUUUAAUUAAUGACUUUGAGACCUUUUGUAAUGCAAAAGUUAAUUGUAAUUAUGACAGAUUUUUUAAACUGAAUGCUUUUGAAUGAUUAAGUACUUGUUCAGGGCCCUCUGAUCUUCCACAUAUAUACAAAAUAUCUAUAGUUGUGGAUAGACUAGCACCUGUUCCACCCAUUAGAACUUGCAGUGUUUAAAAGCACAUUUUAACGCUUCAAAAUAUGAAAAGAUGGAACGUGAGGAAAUAAGAAUCCUUUAUUUAGUUACACAAACCUUAAAACAUACAUUAUGUAUCAUACACUAUUUAUUUUUUUUAAAACUCAUUUUAAGUUGGGAAAUUAUUAUUACUUCUACAACAAGAGAGCUUCUGCUUCCUUGAGAGCUUGUUCCAUUUCGGCAGCCUCCAGGGAAAAGUUCUCCCUUUCCUGCUUCAUAUGUUGCCGUGCUUUAGCGAGUUCUGUCAUUGUUGCUUGGAUUUCCUAUAAGUGUGUAAAAUGAGGAACAUUUAAAAAACACACUCCAACAUCCCUUAAAUUUACUAAAAGAAAUAGCAAAGUUACAUUAGCCAAUAUACAAAGGAGUGUGACUCACCUCUAGCCGAGCCCGUUGCUGUGAUGCAGUGUCUCCAAACGCUUUUAAUUGAUUCAGCAGGUCUGUGGAGACACUCUGAAAUGGAGACAAUAAAAUAUGUGUUUAAUAGUUGGCACUGCCUAUGAUAGCCAAAAGACUGUAACCCUUUGUGUAGGAUUCAAGUAUAGUCUAUAUUUAAAUUUUAAAACAAGUAACAUUUGUCACUUGUCUUUAAUUGUGUGGUUAUGUGGCAUAUAACAAGUGCAUGUUUGUAGUUAUUUGUGUGUUUGAUAAAGCAUAUGAUAAAUAAAAGAUGACUGUGCUUAUAACAGUAAAUAAGUAAACUGAAAUAAAAUGUACGCA